AUGCCCGGUCAUGCUUAUAGCCAGUGGCGAAAUAAGGUUAAACGCCUUUUUAUGUCCAUGACUUUGGUUGGACUGGGCUUUCUGAUGCUUUCAAACUUCUUUUUGAAUGACUCUCCUCAGAAAAUUUUGCAACCUCCUCCGCCUGCUCCCGUUUCAUCCUCUGCCGUAAAAAAGCUACUUGAAGAACCAUUAUCCCAGGAAAAGCCCGUGCCAGUUCCAAAUGUUGAAUCUUCAACAGUUGCGCUCACACGGCCACGAGUUGGCAAAGUAUCAAUGAUUUAUGGUGAUCGCCCUAUCUAUAAUAGGGCAUUAGCAUCGCAUGAAGAACAUAGUCGCCGUCAUAAUUACCCAAUGAGCAUCUUACGCACGCCUAUUAUCGAUAGGAAGUGGAACAAAUAUCUCAUUCUCCUCUCAACUGUGCUCCGAGAGCUGGAAAAGCCAGAAGAUGAACGUUGGUUCGACAGCGAUACAGUCCUGAUGAAUUUGAACCUACCUUUGGAAGUAUUUCUUCCUCCCCCAAAUCUCCCAGACGUUCAUAUGUUAGUGAGUCAGGACCAAAACGGAAUAAACAAUGGGGUCUUCUUCAUCCGUGUUCAUUCCUGGUCUUUCGAGUUGCUCAAUAGCGCGCUUGCGUAUCCUCGCCUGAACAAAAACACACAAUUGCCGUUCGGGGACCAAUCUGCGCUGGGAAAAGUCUUAGAAGAGAACGAAUAUUUCUCGCAAUCCGUUGUGUACUGCCCAUCACGUUGGUUCAACCCGUAUAGGAGGUCAGAGAAUGGGGAGCUACCACAAACUGAGGCAUUACCUAAGUCUAUGGUCAUCCAUCCUGGGGACUUACUUGUUCAUUUUGCAGGCACUGCCGAUGCUGGGAAAUUAGAGGAGGCCAUGCGGCCAUACAUUGAGAUAUCAGAACAACGAAGGCCUGAUUGGAAUGUACCCUUAGAAAACACUCAUUACGUCAAACAGGCAGCUUUGUUCUGGGAUACACAUGUCCUUCCAAAGACAGAAGACACAGACAUGCUACUCAAGGUUAUUUUUGAAGGCGAAUAA
Penicillium malachiteum is the source of this 1050-nucleotide messenger RNA. RefSeq names its product galactosyl transferase GMA12/MNN10 family protein. The coding region runs from base 1 to 1050 and encodes 349 amino acids. Gene Ontology annotation, cellular component: Golgi membrane. The transcript has 3 exons. The record is from RefSeq and is a predicted model, not a curated record. Gene Ontology annotation, molecular function: glycosyltransferase activity. Gene Ontology annotation, biological process: protein N-linked glycosylation. NCBI's taxonomy places the organism in Eukaryota, Fungi, Ascomycota, Eurotiomycetes, Eurotiales, Aspergillaceae.